Prunus armeniaca (apricot) is the source of this 201-nucleotide messenger RNA. The record is from the annotation of a GenBank genome assembly. NCBI's taxonomy places the organism in Eukaryota, Viridiplantae, Streptophyta, Magnoliopsida, Rosales, Rosaceae.
AUGCCACGAUCUGAUAGGUCACCUGAAAUUAGGACAAAACCUAGAAAUCAAAACCAUAGAGACGAAGAGGACACUCACUCGCUCGGCGAAGAAGACGAUUUCUGCUCGCUCUCGCUGAAGAAGAGGGUUGGUGUUCGCUCGCUCUCGCCGAAGACGACGAUCGGUGCUUGCUCACUCAAGACGAUGGUUCCAAAGUACUAA